This is a messenger RNA of Magnolia sinica, 1120 nucleotides long. Its product is annotated as peptidyl-prolyl cis-trans isomerase A1-like. The coding region runs from base 119 to 916 and encodes 265 amino acids. The record is from RefSeq and is a predicted model, not a curated record. Gene Ontology annotation, biological process: protein folding; protein peptidyl-prolyl isomerization. Gene Ontology annotation, molecular function: peptidyl-prolyl cis-trans isomerase activity. Lineage: Eukaryota; Viridiplantae; Streptophyta; Magnoliopsida; Magnoliales; Magnoliaceae. The transcript is spliced from 7 exons.
CCGACAGCUAGAAUGCGCGUGCGCACGAGGCGCACGAUAAACUAAGCCUGCUUCCGAUAUAAACCUCCUUGCACUCGCCUUAUCCCUUCUGUGCUGUGGAAGCUCCGUCUCCUCCGCCAUGGCCGCUGCGUUUUCUCUUGCAAAGCCUACUUGCGCUCUUCAUCAGGGUAGUUUUGGCCAUGAUGGCAUUUCAAAUGUUAGUAAGCAAUACAUGUUCCCUCGAAUUGCGAAAUUGCACCCAAAUUACACCCACAUUCCAACUUCAAGUGGCCAUGGGCAAGCGUUGUCGUCGAAGUCUAAGUAUUCAGUUUGCGUUCCUGUCAAGCAAAUUUCGAAAACACAAUCAGCAGGGUACCGAAGAAUGGUGUGCACCAGCUCUAUGGCACCGGGUCUAGAGCUGCAAGCAAAAGUAACAACAAAGUGCUUCUUCGAUGUAGAAAUUGGGGGUGAGCCUGUGGGAAGGAUUGUGAUGGGCCUCUUUGGAGAGGAGGUUCCAGUCACUGUUGAGAACUUCCGUGCGCUGUGCACAGGAGAGAAGGGAUUUGGCUACAAGGGUUGCUCCUUUCAUCGGAUUAUUAAGGAUUUUAUGAUCCAGGGUGGGGACUUUCAAGCAGGAAAUGGAACUGGAGGAGUGAGCAUAUAUGGUUCCAAGUUCAAAGAUGAAAACUUCAACUUAAAGCACAUUGGACCUGGAGUAUUGAGCAUGGCUAAUGCAGGUCCUGAUACCAAUGGCAGCCAAUUUUUCAUAUGCACUGUAAAGACGCCGUGGUUGGAUAAACGUCAUGUCGUGUUUGGACACAUCAUAGUGGGAAUGGAUGUCGUACGGAAGCUCGAAUCCCAAGAAACAAGUAGAAUGGACACACCCAAGUUGCCCUGCAGGAUUGUCAACUGUGGAGAGCUGCCCAUGGACAGCUGAUUGGCUCAUUCACAUCAACGAACACAGGCGUGAAAUCCUUUGUUUGGCCCAUAUUGUUUUGUUUGGCCCAUUUCUUCAUCUUAUUUUGCUUUACUAAUUUCAAUCAAGCUUUGGUGGCUGCUAGAAAACAAUUAUGAGUGUGGAAAUAUUACAGAAUACAUUAUAAGUGAAUGUAUGUCUGUUCCACAGAGGCAUGCAUACUUA